GCGGGAGCGCCGCCACCAUUGGAGAUAUUCCGUAACCAACCCAGCCCAACUCAACCCUCUCGCCCUGCUGCUUUUGUCCACUUCCAACGCCCAAGCCGGUUCAAGCCAAUAACUGUCAACAGCCCCUCCUCUCGUCAUAAAUUGCGUCUCCGCCCGCCAGGGAACCUAGGCCCCACGGCUGCGUGGUUUGACUUUUUGCCGAGCGCGCCCAGCCUGCACUGUGCUGCCCUACCUGCUGCCUUAGAUCUCUUCUGCUCAUCCGGCCCCAGCAUGAGCCUUUGAUAGCUGCCCCGCCUCCACCCAAGAUACAAUGCUGCAUGCUUGCCUCCUACAAACGUACACGAUUCGCACGUCAUAGCAUCCCUCGUGCGCCGACCAUUUUCCUCCCGAGCUCGACGUCCCUUUCCUGGCGAAUCUCCCCUGAGGAGUUUGCACCACUAUGGAGAGCCAGAUCGAGAAUGCUAUCCAGAUAGCAUGGGACCCACAGUCCGAUCAGGCUCUCAAGCAGCAGGCCUUCUCCUUCCUCGCCAACCUGAGGGCCGACCGGUCAGGAUGGCAGGCCUGCGUUUCCCUGUUCGUCCGCAACCCUCAACCGAUCGAGGUCGUCCGUGUCGUCUGCCUUGAGGUCGUCAACAACGCCAUCAUAAUCGAGAGCGACCCGGGCCAGCUGGCCGCCCUCAAGGAUACCUUCCUCGACUACGUCAAGCGGAGCUACUCCUCCAACCCGGACCAGCUCGACUCGACGGGCAUACAGAACAAGCUGACACAGACCUUGACGUUUCUGUUUGUUCGGCUGUACAAGCAAGGAUGGGAAACCUUCAUGGACGAUUUCUUGUCCAUGACCAGCCUUCCGGGCAGCGACAGGAGGGACAACCCGGCCGGAUGUAUACUGUACCUGCGUAUUCUGCUUUCUGUCCAUGACGAGAUAGCAGACCAGUUGAUCUCCCGCCAGCCAGACGAUGCCAAUCGCAAUGUCGACCUCAAGGAUCUUGUGAGGGAAAGAGACAUGCAAAAGGUCGUUCGCUCUUGGCAGGAGAUCCUGGCGCAGUACCAGGACCAGAACGACAAGAUCGUCGAGAUGACCCUGAAGGUCUUGGGGAAGUGGGUGCAGUGGAUUGAUAUCACGCUGGUGAUCCAGCAGGACAUGAUCAACCUUCUCCUGCCUCUCAUCGGCCGGACCAAGGGCGACGGCGACAAGGUCCGGGAUGCCGCUGUCGAUGCCUACACAGAGAUCACCUCAAAAAAGAUGAAGCCCGCCGACAAGAUGGAGCUGAUUGGUUUCCUCGGCCUCCAGCAAAUCGUCUCAGAGCUUGUCAACAGCCCACCGUUGAACCAGUACAGGGGCACGCCCAAAUACGAUACUGACCUGGCCGAAGCUGUGGCAAAGCUUGUCAAUGUAGUCAUGGUGGACGUGGUCAAAGUGCUUGAAUCGUUCAGUGAGGACUCCGCCCCCAAAGCCGAGCAGCACUUGCAUGAUUUCCUUCCCCUGCUCCUCCGGUUCUUCUCAGACGAGUUUGACGAGGUCUGCUCCUCCGUCAUCCCCUCCUUGACCGAUGUCCUCACCUUCUUCCGUAAGAUCAGCCCUCUGCCGCCUCGGUACUCAGAAUUGCUCCCAAACAUCCUCAAUGCUAUCAUCAUGAAGAUGAGGUACGACGAGACCGCAUCAUGGGGCCAUGAGGACGAGCAAACGGACGAGGCAGAAUUCCAAGAACUUAGAAAGCGGUUGCAAAACCUGCAAAAGAGCGUGGCUGCUGUCGACCAGAACGUCUACAUGGAGAUCCUGAGCAACCUCGUUGCGAACACGUUCCAGACACUUGAGCAACAAGGCUCCCAGAUGGACUGGAGGGACCUGGACCUGGCCUUGCAUGAGAUGUAUCUGUUUGGGGAGCUUGCUCUGCCGAACUCAGGGCUCGCCGGCAAGUCUCAGCCCAACAGCGCUGCCGCCGAGAGGCUCCUGGUGAUUAUGUCGAAGAUGGUAGAAUCAGAUAUCUCCAAUUUCCCACACCCUGCCAUCCUUUUGCAGUACAUGGAGAUCUGCGUUCGAUAUGCUGUCUUCUUCGAGAACCGCCAGGAGUACAUACCACGAGUUCUAGAGAACUUCGUCCGCCUAGUCCACCACGACCACGUCCGAGUCCGCAUGAGAUCGUGGUACUUGUUCUACCGCUUGGUCAAGCACCUGCGUGCCCAGGUCCAAGGCAUGACGGAGACUGUCAUCCAGUCUAUUAGUGAUUUGCUGGCGAUCAAGGCCGAAGUGCCCGGCGACGAAGCAGAUGACGACAUGUCUUCCGACGAAUCUGACCACUCGGCGGAUGCCGCCUUCACGAACCAAUGCUACUUGUUCGAAGCCAUUGGCUGCAUUUCAUCAACCAGUGGCACCCCAAUCGACAAGCAAGUAUUAUACGCUCGGACAAUCAUGGAGCCCCUAUUUGCGGAUAUGGAGCAAAACUUGCCGAGAGCAAAGUCGGGCGACGCGCAAGCUAUUCUUCAAGUCCAUCACAUUAUCACAGCUUUGGGAAUAUUAGCCCACGGGUUUGCUGAUUCGUCGUCGGGCGGCAAUCUAGCCAAGCAGCCAUCGCCACCCAAGGAGAUAUCUGAAGUGUUCUCCCGUGUGGCAGAGGCCAUCCUCGUAGCGCUUAAGGAGUUGAACACCAACCGCGAAAUCCGGACCGCCUGCCGCUCGGCCUUCUCCCGACUUCUGGGCGCGCUUGGAGCAACUGUGCUGCCUCAGCUGCCACAGUGGAUUGAGGGAUUGCUGUCCCAGAGUUCAUCGCAUGAUGAGAUGGCUAUGUUCCUGCGCCUGCUGGAGCAGAUUGUUUUUAACUUCAAGGGUGAAAUUUUCGACAUCCUCAACCUCCUGCUGACUCCAUUACUGCAACGCAUUUUCGAAGGCCUGUCGCAGCCGGCCAGCGGCACUGAUGACGAGAUUCAACUGGGCGAGCUGAAGAGAGAGUACCUUCACUUCGUCCAAAUCAUCCUCCAGCACGAUCUAGGAGGAGUGCUCGUGAGCGAGACGAACCAAGGAUACUUCGAAUCCCUUAUCUCUUCCAUCAUGGCGCUUGCCAGAACCGUCUCUCACAACAACAUGUCAACAAGCAGGUUGGCUUUUGGGCUCAUGAUCAAGAUGACAUCUGUAUGGGGUGGUGCGGACGUCGCUACUAUCUCAAACAACCCCUCGCCGCCCACAGGCUCUCCAGCGCCCCUAAUUCCGGGCUUCGACAAUUUUGUCAUUGAACGCUUCCACCCCGUCUGCUGGGAGGUUCUGCGGGACCCGCAAUUUAAUCCGUCGGACGCACAGACCCGACAGGUCAUGAACGAGAUCGUCCAGCUGGAGCAAACCAUCUACGCCAAGACUGGCGAGGCCUUCAUCCGACACUUGCAGUCAAGCUUGUUCCCGAGCCUGGGAAUAGACGGGAACGAGUUCCUGCAGUGUCUUUCGACUGACAAGAAGGCGUUCCUAAACUACCUGACAAGGCUUAGUGGGAGCAAGUAGGAUAUUCUCACGCUUCUUCAAAGGCAGAGGUCCAUGUGCAAUGUCGAGUUUGCGGUUUCGUGUCGCUACCAGCGAGCUUGAACUCGGAUGGACAGCGGUGUUCGUCUCUACAGUUUUGCAAUACAGCGAUACACAUACUUAGUCUGGGUACUGGGCCAAGCACACGGUCCAAGCUUUUGGUGUGGAUGGGUGUGUAGCAUGCGCUUGGACAAAUUUGAUUGCACAUGCGGUGGGUUCGCAGACAGAGAAAGAGAAAGAGAGCACAAGCAUAGGCAGGUUGAAACAGAUGAAUCUGUUACUUUGGAUGAAUAGAUAGAGAAAAAAAGAUAUCCCCCCAAUCCAGUUUACACAACACAGUUGUUUAUCAUCA
Messenger RNA from Diaporthe batatas, 3860 nucleotides. Its product is annotated as Ran GTPase-binding protein LOS1. Lineage: Eukaryota; Fungi; Ascomycota; Sordariomycetes; Diaporthales; Diaporthaceae. The record is from RefSeq and is a predicted model, not a curated record. Gene Ontology annotation, cellular component: nuclear matrix; cytoplasm; nuclear pore. Bases 440 to 3490 code for a protein of 1016 amino acids. Gene Ontology annotation, molecular function: small GTPase binding; tRNA binding. Gene Ontology annotation, biological process: tRNA re-export from nucleus. The transcript is spliced from 3 exons.